AUGUGGAGGUUAAAGAUCGCCGGCCAGGCUAGCGGCGGGCCGUGGCUGCAGUCGGCCAACGGCUUCCUGGGUAGGCAGGUCUGGGAGUUCGAUCGCGACGCCGGCUCGCCGGAGGAACGCGCGGAGGUUGAGAGGCUUCGUGAGGACUUCACCAAGCACCGCUCCCACAAGAGGGAGUCCCAGGACCUCCUCCUACGGUUGCAGUUUGCAAAAGGGACGGCAACAACCUGCACGAGGACUGAAAAGGGUGCACAAGUCACGGAGAAAAUGAUAACGACUUCAUUGAGGCGAGCUCUAAAUCAAUAUUCUGCUCUGCAAGCACAUGAUGGGCAUUGGCCUGGUGACUUGAGUGGAAUUUUGUUCAUUAUGCCCAUGCUUAUAUUCUCUUUAUAUGUUACUCGAUCACUUAACAUGGUCCUAUCAUCAGAACAUCAACACGAGAUAUGCCGCCACAUUUACAAUCAUCAGAACGAGGAUGGCGGUUGGGGAACACAUAUUUGGGGACCUAGUAACAUGCUUGGAUCAUGUUUAAAUUAUGCAGCCUUACGGCUGCUUGUUGGCGAGACACUAGACAACGAUAAUGAUGUGUUAAUCAAAGCGCGUGCUUGGAUUUUAUCUCAUGGAAGCGCAACUGCAGUACCACAAUGGGGAAAGAUAUUUCUCUCGAUACUUGGUGUCUAUGAUUGGUCGGGCAAUAAUCCAAUCAUUCCUGAGUUGUGGUUGCUUCCACACUUCCUUCCAAUCCAUCCAGGACGAUUUUGGUGCUUUUGUCGAUUAGUAUACAUGUCAAUGGCAUAUCUUUAUGGGAAGAAAUUUGUUGGGCCCAUUACUCCAACUAUAACGGCACUACGAGAGGAGCUCUACAACACACCUUACAGCAAUAUUGAUUGGGGAAAGGCGUCUAAUUGUUGUGCCGAGGAGGACCUUCACAAUCCCCGCUCACAGGUACGAAAUAUUGUACUUGUUUGUCUUAAAAAGUUUGUGGAGCCAAUGUUAAAUUGGUGGCCAACAAACAAGCUAAGAGGAAGAGCAUUGAGUAAGCUUAUGGAACAAAUUCAUUAUAACAAUGAAACAACUGAAUACAUAACCAUUUGUCCCGUGGACAAGGCACUGAAUAUGAUUUGUUGCUGGGUCGAAAAUCCAAAUUCAGAUGCAUUCAAGAAACAUCUUCCAAGGGUUUAUGAUUAUUUGUGGAUUGCAGAGGAUGGAAUGAAAGCUAAGAUAUAUGAUGGCUGCCAGAAUUGGGAGACACCAUUCAUAGUUCAAGCAAUGUGUUCAACAAAUCUUAUCGAUGAGUUUGGCCCAACAAUAAAAAAGGCUCAUGAUUUUAUGAAAAAGUCACAGGUUCUUAGAAACCUCCCAGAUUAUGAAAGAUUUUAUCGCCAUAGAUCGAAAGGUUCAUGGACCCUUUCAACUAUAGACAAUGGUUGGCCUAUAUCUGAUGGUACUGCUGAAACUCUUAAGACAUUGUUGUCAUUAUCAAAUAUUUCUGCCAAUCUUGUUGGAGAUCCAAUAGAAGAAGAGAGGUUGUACGAUGCCAUUGACUUUCUCCUAUCUUUGAUGAACAAAGAUGGUUCUAUUUGUACAUAUGAACGUAGAAGAACAGCCACCUGGGUAGAGCUUCUAAAUCCUUCUGAGAGCUUUAAGAACAUUGUCAUCGAUCAUCCAACUUCUGAAUGCACGGCAUCGGUGAUUGAUGGUAUGGUAUUAUUUAAAGAGCUGUACCCACAGUACCGCAGCGAAGAGGUAGGCAACUGUAUAAAAAAUGCUGUUAAAUAUGUCGAGGGAAAACAGUUGAAGGAUGGUUCAUGGUAUGGCAGUUGGGGUAUUUGUUUCACGUAUGGAACCAUGUUCGCAGUUAAAGGAUUAGGCGCUGCCGGAAGAAAUUACUACAAUAGUUCUUCUAUCAGGAAAGCAUGCAAGUUCCUCUUGUCAAAGCAACAAAGUACCGGUGGAUGGGGAGAAAGCUAUCUCUCUAAUUAUACGCAGGAGUAUGUGGACAGCGGCACUCCUCAUACAGUGGAGACUGCUUGGGCAAUGCUAGGUUUAAUUUAUGGUGGGCAGGCUGAAAUAGACCCGGUGCCACUGUAUCGUGCAGCACAAGUAUUGAUGAGCAUGCAGCUAGAAACGGGCGAGUUUCCACAGCAGGAGCACGCUGGAUGCGCCAACUCUGCCUUCUACUUCAACUAUCCCAACUACCGGAACUUAUUCCCUAUUAUGGCUCUUGGAGAGUUUCGUCGCCGACUUGUUGCAAACAAGAACUGAUGUGUAAUCGUGCGGCAAGCGUGAUAAGCCCUUCCAAACCAAUCAACAAAAAAACAGGAACCGAUGUGGAUGCAUGUGAUUAAAUUAUAGUAUUGAUGUGUGUGCGCAAAUAUGUGGGAUUUGUUAGCAAUAAACACUAUAUGCUAUUAUGGGCACCAUUAAAUUAUAUAUUGAGUUGGUGGGCCGAGCAACCUAAGUGCAAAGUUGGUCUUUCUUUUCUUUUUUCUUUUUUAUGAUUUUGCUCCUCGUGCUAAUGUUACAACACUGCAAAACAAGUAAGUUUGAACCAGAUCACAAAGUAAUGAAAAGAUAUGAUACCUACCAUCAAAACAUGGUUGACUUGAAAUGCGGCUCUCCAUGAUGCAUGACGCCAUGUACACUAAGGCAGCGGCGAUCCACUCGUGGUGCGGAUGCUUCAUCGGUGCCUUCUCAUUAGUUGCCACCAUCACCACCUUCUUUAUGUUUCAAUCAAGCGCCGGGAAGAUGAAUGACUUGAGCAGAGUUGAUGCCACUGUGACAUACAUCCUAAUAGCCGGGGCUUUUGUCCUAGCUAGAGAUGGUAGCAUUGUUGGGGAUAAUGGGAUCAACAUGGACAUGUGCUUUCUUGCGUGCUAGAAGAUGGGAUCGGCUUCACAGCGUAAUCGUAUCUGUUCGACAACAUGUCAAGGCAACAGAAAGAAGCAGAAGAUGGUAAGGUUCCAUUGGGCAGCCUAAGUCGCUGAUCUUGUCAAGAAAUGGCAAGGAGCACCAACAUGAGAGUCUAGGCAGAAGCACAGCAUGGCUGUUUGUGUUUGGAACUUUGGAUGAAAAGGCUUGUGGCACAAGUUGCACCUCUUCAACUUCUCUAGAUCACAUGUGAUAUCAACAAAUACCAAGGAGUUGGUGCGGGGGGAGAUAUUCAGAAUGGUGAGGGCAUGUGGAGGCGAAGAGGAUAUCAUGAGGAGUUCAAUGGUAAGAUGCCCGGGUUACAUGAACUACGUGGAUUACCGAUUGUCUACAGGCUCCGAAUGAGUCCACAUUUUUAGAGAAAAGGCAUCAACCAAGCCCGACAUGGGCUCGAGCCUAGCCCGACUUUGAAUUAACAAAGCCAUCAACCGGCAAGGAUUACAGAUCACAAGUAACCAAAGAAAA
Messenger RNA from Aegilops tauschii subsp. strangulata, 3396 nucleotides. RefSeq names its product achilleol B synthase-like. Gene Ontology annotation, cellular component: lipid droplet. Gene Ontology annotation, biological process: triterpenoid biosynthetic process. The record is from RefSeq and is a predicted model, not a curated record. NCBI's taxonomy places the organism in Eukaryota, Viridiplantae, Streptophyta, Magnoliopsida, Poales, Poaceae. Gene Ontology annotation, molecular function: intramolecular transferase activity.